CUUCUGACAUCCAUCAGAUAGAAACGAGAGAACGAACUGAACGGUGGCAAAUUAACACGGCAACGGAUAGAUUCACCCAAAAUUUUUUUCGAGACACUCUGAGGAGCUGGGCUGAGAAAAAGAAAGAAGAUACAUAAACGAGGAUGUGUUCUAUGCAAGCGUGAAACAAUUUUUUUGCAAAUAUUUAACAAGAAAUCAAAGUGUUUUCCAUUUAAAAAAAUAUUGAGAAUAAAAAGUGUUCACAUAAGCCCAGGAAAAAGGGUGUUUGUUGUAAAGUGAUUGUGUGAGUGUCUAAAGAAAGUGUAUGUGAAUUUUGUUGGGUGUAAUUUGCACUGGACAAAAUCACAAAAAAAUUAAUUAAAAAAAAUAAAAGAUAAGGAAGGCUAUUGUGGUGCUAAAAAAAACAAAAAUAAAAUAAUAACAAUAAUUUCAUUCAUCCCCUUAUCAUCAUCUACAUAAGCAUCCUGCAAAAAUGGGUCUCAACGGCUGCUGUUCAUGUGUGAAAUUUUUAAUGGUGUUAAUCAAUAUUCUAUUUUGGGUUAUUGGUUUGGCCAUAGUCAUAGCAUCGGCAUGGAUGCUAACAGAUCCCACAUUUGUGCUGUCAAUGACGCAGUCCUAUAAUCACUACUACAUUGCGCUCUAUGUGUUCCUGGGAAUUGGAGUGCUCAUUACAAUUGGUGCUUUCUUUGGUUGCUGUGGUGUACUCAAAGAAUCCCAAUGCCUCUUGGUAUCGUUCUUCUGUGUGAUAUUGGUGGUGAUGGUGGCACAAAUCGCUGCCGGUGCUUGGGCAUUCCACAACAAAGAUAAAUUGGACGACAUUGUGCGGGCGUCAGUGAAAUAUUCGGUGCAGGAGGAAUAUGGUCAGUCAAGCAUGAGUUCCCGCACGGUCACCUUUGAUACCAUCCAAAAGAAUCUCAAAUGCUGUGGUGCUGAUGGUCCCGCCGAUUGGGCCACAAGUCGCUUCAAUAAUGUGGAUCGCACAAAUAUUAUUGAUAUUGCCAUAUCGUCCAUGAAUGUCUUCUACAACAUACCAGAAUCCUGCUGUAAGGACGAACUCAAGGAUAAUGUCUGUGAAAUGUCAAGAAAACUGAAAUUUGGAGGAAAUCUUAAUCCGGCCAUACACCAACAGGGUUGCGUGGACAAACUCAUCGAAUUGAUCUAUGAAAACUGGGUGCUGUUAUUCGGCAUUACCGGUGGAGUUGUCCUAUUGGAAUUGUUGGCCUUGACCUUCUCCUUGAGCUUGUGCUGUGCCGUGCGAAGCCAGCAAUACAAGGCCUGAGAAUUACUGAAUUCCCAUAGGGAAAUAUCGGAUGAUGAGAAGUACUAACCAUAUUCUUUAAGGAAACGCCAACGCCAACAGCAACACCAAAUGCAGCAGCAACAGCAAAAGCUGCAGCAACAACGACUGCGUCAACAUCAGCAUCAACAUCAUCAGGAUCAUCAGCAACAGCAGCAACAUCAGUAUCAAUAUCCGCAGGAGCAUCAUCAGCAACAGCAUUCACAUCAUUAUCAUCAACGUCAACAUCAGCAUCAGCAUUAUCACCAUCACUCUCACCAACAGCAACAUUUUUAUUAAAAAUGUUAAAAGAAAAACUGAAAUUGUUUAGUAGCCUCACAAAGAUUGGGAGGAAAAGUGAGCACAGUAAGGAAAUGAAAUGCCUAGCCAGGAUACCUGUAUGGAUAGUUAAAUCAACUCGCUAGUAUAAAUAUUAAAUGAUUAAACUCUCAGUGUAUGCCGCUCAUGAAAACUAUUAGAACAAUUGAAAGAGGAGGAGGAAGAGGCAGAAAGCAGAGAAUUUCCACUGCCAUCUCUUAGCUUACUUCUAAUGCUCCCUCCUCCUUGAACCCCACAAAACGGAAACUGUUUUUAAGAAUCUCAUGAAAUUUUUACAAAACUUCAGCAGUAUGUGCGAAAAAACAAAAAAAAAACACAAAA
Stomoxys calcitrans (stable fly) is the source of this 1936-nucleotide messenger RNA. Its product is annotated as CD82 antigen. The transcript has 6 exons. Gene Ontology annotation, cellular component: membrane. The record is from RefSeq and is a predicted model, not a curated record. NCBI's taxonomy places the organism in Eukaryota, Metazoa, Arthropoda, Insecta, Diptera, Muscidae. Bases 473 to 1279 code for a protein of 268 amino acids.